CUUUGGAUACGCAUCUUCGAUUUAAGUCCAAAUGUUCAGCAAAAAAUCUCACAUAUAUUCCUCAGUGCUAUCCUCUGUGGUCUGAAGUUGGAUCUAAAAGGUUGUACAAUCUAAGCUCGAGUAAGUUCCGCAGAAGAGGAAAAGGACUGGUCUGUUAUUAUUUUGCCCGAGUUGUGCAACACUGUUACGAAACGCAAGGGUCAGGCGGCCAUCUUUGUGACCCGACGUGACUCACUGACUUUAGUUACCUAUUCGUGACUUUGCGUAACGUGAAAUUCGGAUGAUCAUGCUAGCGUGAGGCAGAGGAAGAUGGCACAUAGGUACCUCGCAGCCGCUAGAUCGUGUGAAAGGGCCAUCAGAGGGCUUGUUCAUCUCCAAAACCCGUGUAGAACCCAGAUCCCAGCCCAUGCCCAUUCUCUCAGCACCACAGUUGAACAGUCCCAACAUAUAAACAGACUUCUGCAGCAGUGGAGCAGAUUAUUAUGUCAACCACCAAAAGGAUUUGAGAAGUUCUUCCCAGGGGGGAAGAAGAAGGAAGCCCCAGAGACCAAGAACAGCCCCCCACCGCCCCCACCACCCUCCAGCCGUAACACAGGGGGACCACAGAAGCAGAGUGAAGGCCAGGAUGACUGGUUCUCACAGUUCUCCAAGGCUACCGGGGGCGGGGGAGGGGGGAAAGGAACAGGGGGAAAGCAACAAGGAAAGUGGCCGUGGGACGAACAGCAGACCUUACUGUUGUUAGGAGCCUUCGGCGGGGCAGCUGGCUUGUACUAUAUGAUAUAUGGUGCUGCUGGACCAGAGAUCAACUGGAAAGACUUUGUCAACAACUACCUGGCACCAGGAAUUGUUGACAGAGUGGAGGUAGUUAACAAAAGAUGGGUGAGAGUGAGGCUAAAGCCAGGACACCAGACACAAGGGAAGUAUGUGUGGUUCAACAUUGGGUCUGUGGACACAUUUGAGAGGAACCUGGAGAACGCCCAGUUGGAGAUGGGCAUCGAACCAUCCAAUCACCUGUCUGUAGUCUACACAUCAGAGAGUGAUGGGUCUUUCAUCCUGGGCAUGAUCCCCACCCUCCUGAUUAUCGGGUUCCUGUUGUACAUGUUGAGACGAGGACCAAUGGGAUCGGGCGGCGGCGGAGUCAGCAGGGGGGGACGGGGAGGGGGCAUCUUCGGUUUCGGGGAGAGCACGGCCAAACUGGUGGCACAGCAAGACAUCAACGUCAACUUUGCGGAUGUUGCUGGCUGUGAGGAAGCCAAGCUGGAAAUUAUGGAGUUUGUCAACUUCCUGAAGAACCCUCAGCAGUAUAUUGACCUGGGUGCAAAGAUUCCAAAGGGAGCUAUUCUGUCAGGACCACCAGGAACAGGCAAGACUCUCCUAGCCAAGGCCACGGCAGGAGAGGCAAACGUCCCCUUCAUCACUGUCAACGGUUCAGAGUUCCUGGAAAUGUUUGUUGGAGUUGGACCUGCCAGGGUGCGAGACAUGUUCUCCAUGGCCAGGAAGCAUGCCCCCUGUAUCCUGUUCAUCGAUGAGAUUGAUGCUGUGGGGAGGAAGAGAGGCAGAAGUAACUUUGGUGGGCAGAGUGAGCAGGAGAACACUCUCAACCAGCUGCUGGUGGAAAUGGAUGGUUUUACAACCCAGAUGAACGUGGUGGUCCUGGCUGGUACAAACAGACAAGACGUACUGGACCCCGCCCUCAUGAGACCUGGGCGCUUUGACAGACAGAUCUACAUUGGACCUCCGGACAUCAAGGGAAGAGCUUCCAUUUUCAAAGUCCACCUAAAACCACUGAAGACAGAUGUAGACAAAGAUGCCUUGUCCAAGAAGUUAUCAGCCCUCACUCCUGGUUUUACAGGUGCUGACGUAGCUAAUGUGUGUAAUGAGGCAGCCCUUAUUGCAGCUCGCUAUGGUAAACCAUCCAUUGAGAUGACACAUUUUGAACAGGCAAUAGAGAGGGUUGUUGCAGGUUUGGAGAAGAAGACCCAGGUGUUAGCCCCUGAGGAGAAGAAGACUGUAGCGUACCAUGAGGCAGGCCAUGCUGUAGCCGGCUGGUACCUAGAACAUGCAGACCCACUGCUCAAGGUGUCCAUCAUUCCCAGAGGGAAAGGUCUAGGCUAUGCACAAUAUCUUCCCAAGGAACAGUACCUCUACACUAAGGAACAGCUGCUUGACAGGAUGUGUAUGGCGCUGGGUGGGCGAGUAGCUGAGCAGAUCUUCUUCAACAGAAUCACCACAGGAGCACAGGACGACCUCAGGAAAGUCACACAGAGUGCCUAUGCACAGAUUGUACAGUUUGGCAUGAAUGAGAAAGUGGGGAACCUGUCGUUCGACCUGCCCCGUCAAGGCGAGAUGGUGAUGGACAAGCCGUACAGCGAGGAGACUGCCCGCCUGAUUGACCAGGAGGUGCGCGGACUGGUGGACAUGGCGUACCAGAGAACGGUCAACCUUCUGGUGGAGAAGAAGCCAGAUGUGGAAAAGGUUGCCAUGAGGCUUUUGGAAAAGGAGGUGCUAGACAAAGCAGGCAUGGUGGAACUUCUUGGGAAACGACCAUACGCAGAGAAGUCCACAUAUGAAGAGUUCGUGGAGGGCACAGGAAGUGUGGAGGAGGACACCUCCCUUCCAGAGGGCCUGAAAGACUGGAACAAGGAGAAGGAGGGAGGGAAAGAAAGAGAACCCGCUGUAGCAACGUUUAGGGAGGGGGAGUUAUGAUCAGUGAGGUCUAAUUGUUGUGAAAACUGUAAUGCUAGUUUUCCUUUAUCCGUGGGGUAACCUAUAUCCGUUGAUUUUCAAAACUGCGCAUUUCGAGAUAUCAAGUCGACGAAGGGGGUUUCGAAUAUUGUAAUAUUGUCAAAAUAUUGAACUCACAUUUCAUCUGAAUGAUAGUCCUACAUACCCUGCUUUUGAAAACAACGGAUAUAGGUUACCCCAUGGUUAAAGUGAACUAGCAUAACACACUGAAAACCCAUACUGUGAUAGUUGUUUUACAUCGUCUCUGAUUCCUUACUGGGGACAAAACAAAUCAAAUGGUUUUCUCGUCAGCUCGGUAAUUUUUGCCGCAAAGGUGUGCAAAAAAUGAGGCACUUGAUGUUGUGUGCAGAAUAGAAUGUACACAUUGUACAAAGUCUUAUGCCACAUAAUAUAGAAACUCUGUAAGAAAAGAAUUAAAUCC
Molecule: messenger RNA, 3166 nt
Organism: Branchiostoma floridae (Florida lancelet)
Lineage: Eukaryota; Metazoa; Chordata; Leptocardii; Amphioxiformes; Branchiostomatidae
Product: AFG3-like protein 2
Exons: 18
Coding region: 310-2706 (798 amino acids)
Biological process (GO): mitochondrial protein processing; protein-containing complex assembly
Cellular component (GO): membrane; m-AAA complex
Molecular function (GO): zinc ion binding; ATP binding; metalloendopeptidase activity
Source: RefSeq, a predicted model, not a curated record